Messenger RNA from Fusarium oxysporum Fo47, 2010 nucleotides. RefSeq lists its product as uncharacterized. NCBI's taxonomy places the organism in Eukaryota, Fungi, Ascomycota, Sordariomycetes, Hypocreales, Nectriaceae. The transcript is spliced from 3 exons. Bases 1 to 2010 code for a protein of 669 amino acids. The record is from RefSeq and is a predicted model, not a curated record.
AUGCAACUCAACAGCACCGAAAACUCGGAACUUAAGCCGAUAUGCCAAAUCAUCACUCCAGUGGGGAUGCUAGGCUACGGCUUCGACGAAGCCCUCACGCACUACGAACUCUCCCGCCUCGUACCAACCGGCAUCCCAACAGCUAUCAUCUUAGAUUCGGGCUCGACAGAUAGCGGGCCGCAGAAACUGGCUCUGGGGUCUAUGUCAUGUCCGAGGUCGGCUUAUGCGAAGGAUCUUGACAAGUUACUUCGGCUUGUUCAUACGUUUCGUGUCCCGUUGAUAUUUGGGUCUGCUGGUGGUGAUGGGACGGAUGAGCACGUUAAGAUCAUGGGGGAGAUUAUUAAGGAGAUUGCAGCGGAAGAGGAGAAUAAGGACUAUGCUUUCAAUACGAUAUCGCUAUUCUCUAAUAUCAACAAGGCAACGAUCCUCGAACGCCUCAAACAAGGCCGUCUAACCGGCUGCGGCCACUGCGUCCCACCUGCAACAGAAUACGAGAUCAACGAGUCCCUCCGUGUCGUUUCUCAGAUGGGCUACGAGCCCUUCUUUGAUGCCAUGAACGCCAAUCCCGACUUCAACAUCAUAAUCGGCGGGCGAGCCUACGAUCCAUCUCCAUACGUCGCAUUUUGCGUUUAUCAACUCACACGCCAAUCUAACCAUCUCAGCACAGAAGAACUUCACUCUAGGCUUGGUGGGUUCUAUCACAUGGGUAAGAUCCUGGAAUGUGGAGGACAGUGUUCAUUCCCGAAAUCUCAUGGUGCUGUUGCGACUGUUUAUGAGAACGGUUUAUUUGAUGUUCGACCGACGGAUCCUGAGUCCAUGUGUACGCCUUUGUCUGUUGCUGCUCAUACGCUGUAUGAGAAUACGAGACCGGAUGUUCUACGAGGGCCAGGAGGGUCACUUCAUCUUGACAACUCAAAGUAUGAGCAGCUGUCUGACGGAAAGUCUGUGAGGGUGAGUGGCAGUGUUUAUCUCUCGUCAGAAGCAGAUGGCAAGCCUUAUCAGCUCAAGCUGGAAGCUGCACGUAUUGUUGGUUAUCGCUCUAUGUUCAUGGGCAGUAUCACAGACCGUAAAAAGCCCCUGUCUCCAACGUAUGAAAUCAUUCUAACAUUAAUAGAUAUCCUCGUUUCCCAGAUUGACAAACUAUUGGCCCGCGUCAAGGUCUACGUUGACCAACAACAUCCCGAGAUCGCCGGUCAGUGGAACAUUGGCUUCCAUGUCUACGGCAAAGACCAGUACACGCAUGCCGGACCAGGUCAACUCUUCAUCGUUGCUGAAGCACUCGCGCCGACACAGCAGUUGGCUAACAGCAUUGCCUCCAAGGCUCGAGUUGGAAUGAUUCAUGCACCAUAUCCAGGGCAGAAAGCGACUGCAGGCAACUUUGGCUUCGGCCUUGGUGGCCAUAUGGAGUUGGAACUUGGUCCUUGUGCUGAGUUCUCUCUGUACCAUCUCAUGGACCUUGUGCCGGGCGAAGAGAGGUUGGCUCUGGGUGGUGAUGGGUCUGUGCUCGAAGGCUCGUUGCUGAGAGGCACGGUCUCUCGAAUUGGCAAAGGUGUCAUAAAUGGCACCAACGGGCACAUUGCUGUGCCUGAGGUCGAUAACAAGCCUCCUCAGCGGGCGAGCGCAAGUCCCCAGCGUUCGCCUAGUCCUCCGAAUCAAGCUAUCCAGAAAUCUGAGACACUAUCAGACUUGUGCCGCAUUGUCCGAUCCAAGAACGCUGGUCCAUACGAGAUCACGAUAGAUGCCAUGUUCGCGUCCAAAGAAGCUUAUGAAGCUGUCAAAUCCUCCGAUCUCCUGUCAGCCAGCAAUGUUGCGAAAGCCAUCGGCAUCUCAGAGGAAGAUAUCAUCUGGAUUGGCUUCUUCGAUCCUGCUAUCUCUUUCAAGGUAACCAUCCCCAGAGUCCGAUCGGGGAAGAAGAAAUCUGCCGGCGGGUUCAUGGAAAACGACAUCCAUGGGUCGCAGGAGCACAUGGGCCUUGCAAGCCUGAAGCUCCCUGAAGGAUUCAACUUCUAG